This is a messenger RNA of Toxorhynchites rutilus septentrionalis, 4175 nucleotides long. It is a transcript of the gene Nab2, whose product is annotated as zinc finger CCCH domain-containing protein 14. Gene Ontology annotation, cellular component: cytoplasm; nucleus. Bases 190 to 3462 code for a protein of 1090 amino acids. NCBI's taxonomy places the organism in Eukaryota, Metazoa, Arthropoda, Insecta, Diptera, Culicidae. The record is from RefSeq and is a predicted model, not a curated record. Gene Ontology annotation, biological process: regulation of mRNA stability. Gene Ontology annotation, molecular function: metal ion binding; poly(A) binding. The transcript has 4 exons.
UAGACGUACUUCACUGCUCUGAUGGGGCACUAGAAGCAAAAGUUUUUUCACACAUAAAUGGUUACAGCAGCAGUUCGUAGAAAGGCAAAAUAAGCUAAUAAUUGUAUCCACGUUUGUAGUUCUGGGUUUGUACGGAAAAUCGAUAGCUUCGAGCCGUGGUUGGUUGGCCAGUCUAGCCAGGAUUUCGAAAUGGAUUCGCUCGGAUCGGAAAUCGGUCAAAAGAUGAGGAGCGCCGUGAAGGCGAAGCUGAUUGAACUGGGAACUGGUUCAGCUAGUGGAUAUAUUGACGACGAGUUGCCGGAUUACGUGAUGAUUAUGGUUGCAAAUAAACGCUCGCGGCAGCAAAUGAUCGACGAUCUGACGCUAUUCUUGGGUAGCCAAACAGAGGUGUUUGUGAGUUGGCUGCAUCAAGUAUUGCAAAAGUUGGAGGAGGUGACACUCCCGGCCACAGCAGUUGCCCCUACAACGGCCGGUAAGAUAUCCAAAGAGUCCAGUGGGAAGCGCAAAGGCGGUGAACAGAAGGAGCGGAAGGACAAGAAGAAAGAUAAGAAGACGAAGAAAAAAGAGAAAAGUCCGGACCCGAAGGAAACAGCUAUCGAGGAACAACACACUCCUCCGCAUCCUUCACAGUUGGGUGUUGGCUCUAUCCAGGAUGUUUUUGCGAAUCAGUUUAUCCAGCAGGCGAAAAGAACACUCGAUAUCGAAGUGAGUGUUCCAAAGAAAGACACACGGGAUAGAACACCGCCUCUGCAGGAUAAUUCUCACCCACGGAUGGGUAAUGAUUUCGAUAUUCCGACUAUCUCGGAAAUAGCAGGUCACAGUGCUUUACAAAAACACCAGAAGGAAUUGUCAGAGCUGGAGGAAAUCCAGCAAAGAAUCAAACAAGCAAAAAAGCAGCUAAGGUCAAUGCGUUCAGAUGAGUCUGAAGAUGAAGAUUUUUUGAACAUAAAGGCAAACGACGAUGAUCUUGAGAAUAUUGAAGAUGGUGUUGUGGGUGAAUCUCGGAGGAAAGAUAAACGUAAAGCAUCUAUAGCGUCGGAAAAAGAUCGCGAACCGGUGGUAGAAGAACGAAGUAAUACUCCCCCGCCUCCGGUCGUUCCGACUCAGAAGAAGAGAUCCAUCAUGGAGCGUUUGGGAACGCGCCCAGAGCCGAAACCGGCAACAGAUGUCGAGCCAGCGGCGACGGAAAGUUCAGCAAACAAAUCGAAUAUUAUUAGUCUGUCAGCGCACCGUAGAGAAGAGCGGGAGUUGUAUGUACCAGUUUUCCGCAGGAAAGAAAUGGAAGAGCAAGCUAAAGCAAGGGAAGCGAGAUCACGAACCAACAGAAGUCGAAGUCGUGGACGGGAGCGAAGGCGUUCGCCAUCAUUACGAUCUCUGCGGAGAGAGAGUAGUCGAGAUCGAUCCCGUAGCAGGCGAGACCGGGAGAGGGAUCGUGACAGGACGAGAAGUCCCGAGCGGGGACGCAAACGAGAUCGCGAUCGAUCGUCGGGGAAUGUCAGCAAUGGUACUGAAGUGCGCACCAGAAUAGGUUCCAGGGUUAUAGUGCUUCCUCCCAAACCGGAAUAUAACGAGGAGGACGAACUGGAGCUCCCUGUCGCAAGUGUUGUGAAGGUUCAACCGCGUCCUCAGAUUCCCAAAAAUAAGCAACCCAGUAAAAAUCUGCUGCUCAAAGCGAUGGCAGAAGCACAGCGCUCAACAGCAGCAAAUUUGAAAAAAACGAUUAGCAAUCGUGAAGAAAGUGCGCCGCGGCAUCGGCGGAUGUUAAUUGAAAUCCCAGGAACAAAGUCCGAAGGAGUUCCCCCAGUGGACGUUUGCUACGAAUUUGACGAGGAUGAUGAUGAUGAGGAUAUCGUCAAUCAUGUUUUACGGGAAGAAGACGAUGACGAUGAGCUGCAACAAAUUCUGGAGGAAAACGAUGAGUACAUCCCGGAACCGGUUGCUGUAUCGAUUUCCGGACGAUCAGAUACAGACAGCGACACUGGCUACGUGUAUGUUCCUUCCACAAAACAUGCCGAUCAGCAGUCUAUCGUUGUCGCUGCUGCUACUGCUGCUGAUGAUGAAGCGACCGACGAGUGUGAUCCGAAGAAUGAUGCCGAAGAGAACCCCAAGUUUGUUGUUACGCUGGAUGGCGCAUAUAAGAAGACCACUUCUCGUUCUUCCCCCAGUCACACACCGCCACCUCCCUCCAAAUCUAAACCGUCGAUUAAGGAUAGAAUCGGAGUUAAGGUUGCUUCGAGUGACAACAGCACUACGCCUCUGAAGAACCGAACCGACGACGAAGACCGUUUCCACCAGGAAACACUCAAGAGACGGAAAGAACGGUUUAGCGUGAAGGCAGCUGUCCCCGUCGUUAAGGACAUCAAACGGGAAGCCUCCAGAUCGCCAGAUAGGCGGCCCAAAUCUACCAAGAAAUCCCCCAGUCCUCGUAAGCGCGAUAAGCGAUCAUCCAACUCGGCCAGAAAGUCAUCCCCGAGUGAUUUGAAUGAGUUGCUUCUGCAACGAACAAAAGAACUGCUGGUUGAUGAUAGCGUGUCCUCCUCGCCGAUUUAUAUGUCGAAAACGGACUAUGAGAAGAUCGAUUUGAAUUCAUCAUCUCGUAAGCGGAAGCGCGUUUCACCCAUUCAGUUCGCGCUGACUGAUGACGAGGCGGACGACACCGAUGGGGAGUACAACCACCAUCGGGAUCGAGAGCGAGACCGGCGGGAGAGAAAAUCGGUCGAACGGACGGACAGUAUCGACGAGGAGAGUGUUGAUGGCCGGAAGGAUCAGCGACGUGAGCGGGAGAAUGAACGCAGACCGACGACGGACGAUCGAAGGAAGAAUAGUAAUGGUUCUGGUGGAUCUGUCAGUGGGGAGGUCAAAUCUCCGACGAAAAAAAUUAAGAAGCUCGAGUCGAGCAGAAAAUUCGAUGAUGUGCCACAAUUGCUUAGUUCUGUUUCGGUAUCCUCUGAUGGGCUAUCCAAGAGUAAGGCCAUCAUCAAAGAACGGUGCAAGUAUUUCCCAGGGUGCCGCCAGGGCGAUUCCUGUGAGUUCCUGCAUCCCAGCACCCCGUGCAAAGCGUUCCCGGCGUGCAAAUUCGGUGACAAAUGUCUGUACCUCCAUCCGACGUGCAAAUUCGAUAAGAUCUGCAACCGAUUGGACUGUAAUUAUAUGCAUAGCAAGCCCUCAUCUAGCCAUGGCAUUAGUUCCGCCGGACCCUCGGCACCUCCGUUGGCUUCUUCCGUGGUGCCGGUGCAAAACUACAAAACAAUUACCGCGAAACCACUGCCGGCGCUGUGCAAAUUCUAUCCGGGCUGCACGAACGGUAUGUGCCCUUAUUACCACCCCAAAAUGUGUCGCUUCGGGAAGCACUGCAUGAACAAAGUGGAGUGUAACUUCUACCACCAUGAUCUGCCGGGAUCAGACUACCACGAGGUGCCAUCGAAGGACAAGUUCAAAUGGAUCUCCCCAUUUUCGGCUUAGUUGAGUGUUUGCGGAUUGCUGCUUAUCAACCUCUUCUAAUGUUAUGAUUUUUAAACUAGAAUUAUCUUCUCUCGCGUGCAGGUACUAACAGUUUCCUUGAAGUAUCGUUUACUUCCUAUUCUCUCUCGAGUGUCAAUACGACGACGAAUUUAUUGUUUCUGUAGUUCUAAUAUAUUUAUGCUAAUUUAUAUUCGUUUCUCUCGCUGUAAAAACGAACAGCAUUUGAAAUACAGUAGCGUAUAAGGAAUAUCAGCAGUCAGUAAUCCCAUUUGCAAAGUGUAAUUUUUAAGUUCCAGUUACAAUUACAAUUUCUAUUUAAAAAGCGAGCGGAAAUAUUCCGAUUGUAAAUAAAGCAGUGCACACCCAAAAGUCAUAAAUUUCACUAGUAAAGCAUACCGCAAAAUAGUUUGUUUGCUGGGAGAUUAAUUGUAGCGACCAACUGAGUGUUUUCCAAAAUCGUGUUUGAGGGGUGAAAUACAAAAGUUGUUACACUACGUUGGCAGUUAGAACUUUUAAAUUCAUAACAUUGAGAUAUCAUGCAUUGAUAUCAUAUUUAGAUUUAGUGGAAGGGAGAGAGCAACAGGGUGCGAUACACACUGAAUGGAGAAUUACAAUAAUAUAAUCGAUUUAGAUACUAGUUCAGAUAAGCUUAGUUACAGAAAUCCGAUAUCUCCAUUUAAAAAAAACAAUAUGCUGUUGAAACAUGAAGGUAA